Messenger RNA from Colossoma macropomum (tambaqui), 1707 nucleotides. RefSeq lists its product as uncharacterized. The transcript has 5 exons. The record is from RefSeq and is a predicted model, not a curated record. Gene Ontology annotation, biological process: lipoprotein metabolic process; lipid transport. Gene Ontology annotation, molecular function: lipid binding. The coding region runs from base 1 to 1707 and encodes 568 amino acids. Lineage: Eukaryota; Metazoa; Chordata; Actinopteri; Characiformes; Serrasalmidae. Gene Ontology annotation, cellular component: membrane; extracellular region.
AUGCUCUGCAGCCAGUUGGUGCUGGGGCCGCAACCUAGGCCAGUUCAAGUGGCGCUCCAGAGGAGGGUGCAAAGAGAACCAACAUUGGCCUUCCAGGAGGCAUGUGCAGAAGUGAAGGCCGUGGAGCAAGAGACAGAGAGAGGACCUUUCCAAGAGGAAGUGGAAACAACAUUCAGCAGAGAGGAACAACUGCAAAAGUACAUCUUAGAGACCCUCAGCUACAUCAAAACAGUGAAGGACUUCUGUGACACAGAAGAACACUGGACGCUUUACAGAGAGACAGAGCUAAGGAAGAUGAGGCACAUCAAAAGCCGUGCAGACAAAUUCUUAGGCCGUUUCAGAAAGCAGAAGCUGGAGAAAGAGCUGGGGGCAGUUCUGAAGGACACUCUGGAGGGGCUGGAGAAACUUCAUCACUUCCUGGACGCAGUGGAGAAGCUAGCAGUCACCUCACUGUUCGUGUUUACAGAUGAGAUCUUCCUGUUAAAGGGUGUGACCACUGAGGCUGUACGAUCAGUGGUCACAACAGCCAGAGCCAUGUCCCCACUCCUCAUCCACUUCAAGAGAGAUGAUAAAGCUUUCUUCUUGCCUUGUCUGGGCAACGUGGAAGUCCUGGCCAUGCAGCUGGACAAAUAUAUCCACAUCACACAAGAGCUCUGCAAGAUAAUGUCCAAGAGCACAUUGGAAGUAGACAUUGGAAAAGACAUACAGGAAAACACUUCACUGAGAUUCAAUCUCAAAAACAUUGAGUCCAUGAAAAACAUGAUAGACCGCUUGAGCAAAAUCAGAAUGGACGAGUCAUUCAGGAUGUCAUUCUUAUUUAAUGAAAAAGCUCAGGAAUUCAUUGAUAUAUACACUGGAUGUCGAUCUGAAAUGUUCCAGUUCCUGUCAGAUCUAGAGGGGACUGCCGUCCAGCUGGAUAAAAUGAAGAAGGGGUCCAGCAUUUCCACUGUGGCUGGCAGUUCAGUGGGCAUUGCUGGAGGUGUCUUGUCCAUCGUAGGCCUGGCUCUUGCCCCCGUUACUGCAGGAGUGUCCCUGGCCCUCACACUCACCGGAGUUGGCCUGGGGGUCACCAGCGGGGUCAACAGUUUAGUCACAGGCAUCACUGAAAUGGCAGUCAACAAACGUCAUGGAGGAAAUGCCAAAAAUAUCUUCCAGAGAUUCAUGGAGGACGUGCAGAAAGUCCAAGAUUGUCUAGAAAAGGCAGGUAGUCAGUGUCCUUUACCAAACCUGGAUGAGAGUGGUGUGGCACUUGGAGCUGUAAAAGUGACAGCCAGGGCUGGAACAGUAGGCAAAGGUAUUGAUGCUAUUGUUGAUGGAGCUUCAGCUGUGAAAGCUCUCAAAAGUGCAGCUAAUGUGGGCGUUCAGGAAGCUAAAGCAUCUCGGAACAUCCCCAGCCUUGCUGCAGACCUGCCUGACAUCGGGCGGCUGGCUAAGGGCACUCCUCUGGCAAUGACAAAAGCAGCCAGGGCCGGGUUUAUCACUCUAAACGCCCUCUUCAUUGGUCUAGAUCUGGCAUUUAUCUGUAAAGAAAGUCUAAGUCUGGCUAAAGGGAAAAAAAGUGAAGCGUCUCAGCUCAUCCGCUCCAGAUCAGCUCUGUGGCGCUCAGAGUUAGAGGCAUGGGAUAAGAUCCAUGACCAUCUGUGUGAAGGGAAAGAGACGUUCCAGGACAAUCUUGACAUUCUGCAGCAAUCCUUUAGCAUUAACUAA